Molecule: messenger RNA, 1902 nt
Organism: Oncorhynchus gorbuscha (pink salmon)
Lineage: Eukaryota; Metazoa; Chordata; Actinopteri; Salmoniformes; Salmonidae
Product: coilin-like
Exons: 4
Coding region: 220-1863 (547 amino acids)
Biological process (GO): spliceosomal snRNP assembly
Cellular component (GO): Cajal body
Molecular function (GO): U1 snRNA binding; U2 snRNA binding
Source: RefSeq, a predicted model, not a curated record
CCUACCAAAGCUUUUAGAGUAUAAUUGACCCUGUGGAUGUGUUAUCUAGUGGGAGCCGGCUAGUGCUUCCGGUAUGAGGGAGAGUUGAAUGAAAUAUUUAGCUGGCGAAUUCCCUUCCGUACCAACAGGUGGCAGUAACUGAACGAGUCAACUCUUCAAAAGACAGGCAACUAGUUUUCUGAACGGCGUGUGAGAUAGAUUUCCUUCUACACAGCAACAAUGGCAGCCUCCAAUACCAAUGUGAUACGGGUGCGAUUGUAUUUUGAUUACCCGCCGCCCUCGGUAUCCGACUGUCGCAUGUGCUGGGUCCUCGUGGAUCUGAACAAAUGCCGCGUGGUAGCAGACAUAGCCAGCGUGAUCAGGGAAAAGUUCGACUUCAGUCGCAGGAGCAUUUUGAGUCUGUUCAUCGAGGACUGCUACCUGCCGCACACAGAGAGCAUCUACGUCGUCCGAGAUAACGACAGCAUCAGAGUGAAGGUGGACACCCUGACCCUUUCAAGUGGAAGUCAGUCGAACACAUCUGUUGUGAAGUCCAAGAAGAGGAGGAGAGCUGCCGAGGAGGAGGAGGAGCCCACACAGAACCGAGUGAGUGAAGAGUGGAAGAAGAAGAAGAAGAGAAAGGAGAGUCAGGAGGCCGAUUCCAACGAGGCUGUAGUUGAAGAGAGGAGGAAAGAAAACAAACAGAAACAGAAGAAGAAGAAAGAUAAGAAGGUGGCGACCAAAACCACUGCCUCGUCCACAGGACCCUCUCACACCUCGUCCACAGGACCCUCUCACACCUCGUCCACAGGACCCUCUCACAGGGACCCUCUCACACCUCGUCCACAGGACCCUCCCACCUCGUCCACAGGACCCUCUCCCACCAUAGUCAAAGCGGACAAAACACCAAGAAGGCUCCAUCGGCCAAAUGAAAGCAGUAGUGAGGAGGAGGAGGCCCCCAGUAAAACCCCCAUGCAGAAACUACCCCCCAAAUCACACUCUGCUAGCUCUACACCCCCUGUCACAUCUAAAGCCACCCCUGUAGUUAAACCCCGUGUCCCCGUUAAGAAACCACGCCCACCUCCCUCAUCAUCUGAUUCGGACUCCUCAGACUCAUCGGGUGACGAUGCCUCUAGCAAAGCCACCACAGGCCAACCUCCCGUUAAAAACCAAACUCCUCUAUCCAAACCUGCUGCCACCAUACCGACCGGCUCCGGAGCUGGUCCUAGAGACAAAACCACCCCCUCCAGGCCCAGCCUCCCUUCCUCAGGUCCCAGGACCUCUGUAUCGCCUGGCCAGAGAGCUAAUGCUCUAGGGCCAGGCUCUACCCCAGCAGUGCAGAAGGCCCACAGGAGGCCUGAGAGCCCAGGCUCUAGUAGUAGUGAGGAGGAGAUCCAGCUGGUUAUCAAACAACCGGGCCUGGGGAUGGGGAUAGUCCCUGCUAUGGCAGCACAACCCACCUGGAGAGGCAGGGGAAGCCCUAUGGGUGCGGAGAGAGGUGGGGGUAGAGGGGUUAGGGGUAGAGGGGAUGGAGGCCAGAGUUGGGGUGGUGGAGGUAGGGGGGUUAGAGGGGAGUGGGACCGGGGUCCUCGUGGUGGGGGUAGAGGUGGGGGGUGGGACAGGGGUCCUCGUGGGGGGAGAGGGGAAGAUAGCGGGGCAGGGGGAGGAGAUAAUGCAGGGUUUUAUUUCAACUAUGAAGGUGGACAGCGACAGCAGACUCCUCAGCCACCAUCGUACCAGAAGGACUCCCUGAUUAACAGCUCUGUGGUGUUCCAGAACCCAUCAGAGAGUGUCCCCAAGAGGGACUACAGUGAGAUGCCCCUCCUAGCUGCUCCCCCUCAGGACGGACAGAAGAUCGCCUUCAAGGUAACCCACCUCUUGUAGACCGUCGAGGUAACCCACCUCUUGUAGACCGUCGAGGUA